Impatiens glandulifera is the source of this 1413-nucleotide messenger RNA. RefSeq lists its product as uncharacterized. The transcript has a single exon. Lineage: Eukaryota; Viridiplantae; Streptophyta; Magnoliopsida; Ericales; Balsaminaceae. The record is from RefSeq and is a predicted model, not a curated record. Gene Ontology annotation, molecular function: DNA binding. The coding region runs from base 1 to 1413 and encodes 470 amino acids.
AUGUCAUUAUCGGGUUAUGUUGCUCAUAAGUUAAGUAAGAAUAAACCGGGAAAUAGAUCUGAUAUUGGUUGGGAGUAUGGAAUUGAUGUUGAUAGCAAUUCUAAGAAAGUUAAAUGCAAAUUUUGCUCUAAAAUAUUCUCGGGUGGAAUAUAUCGUUUCAAACAUCAUUUAGCUUGUACACACAAAGAUGCUGAGCCUUGUAUUAGUGUACCUGAUGAUGUGAAAUUAAAUGUUAGAGAGUUUUUAUCGAAAAAUGAUGAGGCAAAACAAAGAAAAAGACAAAAAGAUGUUUAUGAGAAUGAAGAUGAUGAAGGAGAGGAUAUGCAAAUUGUUUCAAAACAAAUUGACAAAGGUGCGAGACAAUCUUUUAUAAAGAGAUCAAACGUACAAAAAACAGUGAGUGAAAUAUUUAAGAAAGAUUUAAGGGAAGAUGUUUGUCAAAUGAUCUCUCGUUUUCUCUAUACUAGUGCCAUUCCUUUCAAUGUUGUGAAAAAUCCUUAUUUUGAAAAAGCGCUUGAGAUGGUUGCUAGACAUGGUCUAGGAUUUAAGCCACCUACUUAUCAUGAAGUACGAGUGAAAUAUCUAAAGAAAGAUGUGGAACUAACACACGAGUUGUUAAGAGAUUUUAAGAUAGAAUGGAGAAAAACAGGUUGCUCAAUUAUGUCGGAUGGUUGGACUGAUAAGAAAAGACGUUCUAUAUGCAAUUUUUUGGUUAACAGUCCUAAAGGAACGGUUUUUUUAACUUCCAUUGACACUUCUGACAUUUCUAAGACAGCGGAUAAGAUAUUUCAAAUGUUAGAUGCAAUUGUAGAAGAAGUUGGAGAAGAGAAUGUUGUUCAAAUAGUUAGUGACAAUACUGCUAAUUACAAAUUAGCUGGUGAGUUGUUGAUGGAAAAAAGAAAAAGGUUAUAUUGGACUCCUUGUGCUGCCCAUUGUAUUGAUCUCAUGUUAGAAGAUUUUGAGAAAAAAAUACAUGUAAAUACCUUGACAAUUCAGAGUGCCAAAAGCAUAACAAGGUAUAUAUACUCGAGAACUCUACUUAUAUCUAUGUUACGACAUUUUACUGAUGGAAGAAACUUGAUUAGACCGGCAAAGACAAGAUUUGCCACUGCAUAUCUCACAUUAGGGAGUUUUAUUAAUUUAAAAGUUCCACUAAUGACUAUGUUUAGUUCAAGAAAUUGGAAAUCAAGUUCAUUCUCGAGUACGGUUGAUGGAAAGAAAAUUGAGGCAAUGGUUAUUGGUAGUCGAUUAUGGUCAAAUAUAAUUACAUGUCUCAAAGCUGCGAGACCUCUAAUUAAAGUACUUAGAAUGGUGGAUUCAGAUGUUAAGCCUGCCAUGGGUUUUAUUUAUGAACAAAUGGAUGAAGCUAAAGAAAAGAUUAGAGUCAACUUCAACAAUAUAAAGAGAAAAUAA